GGGAGAGGGACGAAGAGAGUCAGCGGUGUUGGUAUCACUGUUGUAGUGAAUAGCUUUUAUUAUUUUUUUUCUCAUUAUUUUUACAUUUGUCCUUGCUUUCAUUUAUUAAUAUGGCAUCACCUGAACUCUACACUAAGGGAGCGUGUGUGUGGGUGCCGGAUUCUGAAGAGGUGUGGGUGUGUGCUCAGCUUGAACAGGACUACCAACCUGGAGAUCAGCAACUCACACUAAAGCUCAGCGACGGCACACAGGUGCAGUACCCUGUGACGCCUCCGACUGGUCUGCCCCCUCUGGGAAACCCAGAUAUACUGGAGGGUGAAAACGACCUAACAGCGCUCACCUUCCUGCAUGAACCCGCUGUGCUGCACAACCUACGCGUGCGGUUCCUCCACUAUAACAGCAUCUACACCUACUGUGGAAUUGUGUUAGUGGCCCUGAACCCAUAUGAACAGCUGCCCAUCUAUGGAGAAGAGGUGAUUGAUGCAUACAGCGGGCAGGACAUGGCUGAUAUGGAUCCUCAUAUCUUCUCCAUAGCAGAGGACGCCUAUCGUACCAUGAUCAGAGAGGAGAAAAACCAGUCCAUUAUCAUUAGUGGUGAGUCAGGAUCUGGGAAAACCGUGUCUGCCAAGUUCACCAUGCGCUACUUUGCUGUGGUUGGAGGAGCUGCUCAGCAGACCAGUGUUGAGGAGAAAGUCUUGGCCUCCAAUCCCAUCAUGGAGGCCAUUGGGAAUGCUAAAACUACUCGCAAUGAUAACAGCAGCAGGUUUGGGAAGUAUAUUGAAAUUGGCUUCGGAUCUAAAGGAGAUAUAAUUGGAGCGAACAUGAGGACCUACCUCUUGGAGAAAUCUAGAGUUGUUUUUCAGGCCCCAGAGGAAAGGAACUAUCACAUCUUCUACCAGCUUUGUGCGUCCAGAGACCUACCCGAAAUGAGGCCACUCAAAUUAAACGCUGCAGAGCAUUUUCGAUACACUAACCAAGGACAAGAUACAAACAUUCCAGGCACAGAUGAUGCCGUGGAGCUGGAGCACACUCGAAAUGCUUUGACUAUUUUAGGAGUUCCACCUGACCAGCAGAUGGAGUUCUUUCAGAUUUUGGCAGCUGUCCUCCAUCUUGGAAAUAUUAAUAUCCAAGCCAGUGGCAGAGGCGAACGUAGCUACAUCAAUGCAGAUGACCGAUCUUUGGUGAUCUUCUCCAAACUAAUGGGGGUUGAAGGCCCUCAGAUGGCCCACUGGUUAGGUCAUCAGCGUCUAGCUGUAGGUAGAGAGUUACUGGUAAAGCCUAUGUCAGCCCAGAAGGCUAAUGAGGCACGGGACGCUCUGGCUAAACAUAUGUAUGGGCAGCUGUUCUCCUGGACUGUACAGAGGCUGAACUCAGCUCUAAGGGCUCACAGAGAGCAGCCUAAGACUUUUAUAGGAGUGCUGGACAUCUAUGGGUUUGAGACCUUUGAUAGAAACAGUUUUGAACAAUUCUGCAUUAAUUAUGCCAACGAGAAACUUCAGCAACAGUUCACCAGGCAUGUGUUCCAGUUGGAGCAGGAGGAGUACGAGCGAGAGGAGCUACCCUGGAACCGUAUUGAGUUCAAUGAUAAUCAGCCCUGCAUCACCCUUAUUGAGGGCUCUCUGGGUCUCCUGGACCUGCUGGAUGAGGAAUGCAGAAUUCCUAAAGGCUCAGAUGAAAACUGGGCACGAAAACUCUACGACCAUCACCUGAACCGAAGCCCUUACUUCCAUAAGCCGCGCAUGUCCAACGCUGCCUUUAUUGUGCUCCACUUUGCUGACAUGGUCCAGUAUGAAUGUGAAGGGUUUUUAGAUAAGAAUCGUGACACAAUAUUUGAGGAGCCCAUUAAUAUAAUGCGAGCCAGUCAGUCAGAGCUGGUUGCUGAGUUGUUCAAUCAGGGGUCAACAGUGGACUCUCUCUCUGCCUCGUCUGUGCCUGCGAGCAUUCAUGCAGGAAAAAGAGCUCACCGUGAGCAUAAGCUGACAGUGGCCUUCCAGUUUCGCCAGUCUCUGCAGCUCCUGAUGGACACCCUGAACAGCACCACCCCACAUUAUGUCCGCUGCAUCAAACCCAACGACCUCAAACAGCCUUUCCUGUUUGAUCCUAAAAGAGCAGUACAGCAGCUGCGGGCCUGCGGUGUGCUGGAGACAAUCCGCAUCAGUGCUGCAGGCUACCCAUCCAGGUGGACAUAUGAGGACUUUUUCAGUUGCUACAGAGUUCUCCUCCGAGUCUUGUCUGUUCAGGAAGAUUUACGGGCAUCCUGUCGAAACAAAAUUCCUGCCCUCAUCCCUGACCCUGAGCAGUAUUGUUUUGGCAAGACAAAAAUAUUCUUUCGGGCAGGUCAGGUUGCCUUGCUGGAGAAGCUGAGGGCUGAGAGGCUACGGGCAGCAGGGGUAAAGAUCCAGAGCUGGAUGAGAGGCUGGAUCCAGCGCCGACGAUACCUGCAGCUACGCUGGGCAACUUUGAUUCUGCAGAGAUACACCCGGGGAGCUCUGGCCCGCAGAUUGGCUUGGAUGCUGAGGUACACGCGGGCUGCGCUGGUCAUUCAGAAAACAUACCGUAUGGUAAUAGUAAGACAGCGCUACCUUACUGCAAGAAAGGCCACAGUAACUAUCCAGGCCUUUGCUAGAGGCAUGCACGCUCGCCGUGCAUACAGACUGGUAUUGAUGGAGAGAGCAGCAGUUUGUCUGCAGGCCUGGGUGCGAUGCUGGCUUGCUCGACGUUGGUUCAGGCGCGUUAGAGCUGCAGUGGUGCUGAUGCAGUGCUGUGUGCGGAGGAGAGCUGCACGGGUGGAGUUACGCAAGCUGCGAGCAGAGGCUCGCUCUGUGGAGAGGUACAGAGAGCUCAAUAAGGGCAUGGAGGUCAAACUCAUGCAACUUCAGCUGCGUGUUGACCAGCAGGCCAGAGAAAGUGCAUCUCUUCGUGAAUCUCUCCAUGCUGAACGCGAAUCUCACAACACAGAGGUGGAGCAGCUGCGCUCAACUCUACUCAAACUACAGCAGCAGCUACAGGAGCAGAGCCAAGCUGUUCCCUCUGUCACCGCCAAACAGGAGGAGGAGAGGAGGAGAGCUGAAGAGCGAGCAGCUCAGGAGAUUCACAGGCUCACACAGGAAGUGGAAGCUUUAAAAGUAGAGAGGGACUCUUUGGAAAAGGAAAGAGAUGAUCUGACCACUCGUUUAUCUGAGCAGGAGAAAAUUCAAGAAGAGAGCAGACAGCAACAGGUCUCACAGGCUGGAGAAGCAGUACAGGCGGAGCUGGAGGAGGAGAGGAGGAGGUAUCAGGGUUUGCUGAGGGAGUUUACUCGCUUAGAACAGAGAUAUGACAACCUGAGAGACAUGAGCAUGCUCUCUACUGCUGAGCGUUGGUCUGGACACAGAAGAACUGAUUCCACUCAGAGUAUUUCUGUGGACCCUGUUUCUCCCAUCUCUCCAUCCUUUGGCAGCUCCCCUGACUUUUCCUCUUAUGAGGAGAGCAGGAGGAUCAGCGUCACCUCACCUUUUGACAAGAGGCCCGGCAGCACAGAGGCACCUUUGAAUGCAUUAAUGGAGGAUUUGGGAGUCUCAAAGGACACAGGAGAAAAAAUGGAAGCAGAGGACCUUCAACAUGCUUACAAUGCUGUCAGGGUGGCCAACAAGUUUCUGGAGAGGCAGUUGCUGGCUCAAAGAGCUGAGCAGGAGCAGGAGAAAACUGCACUCACUCAGCAGCUUCAGGAAGCCCACGCUAGAGAUGCUCCAGUUAACCAAGAGCUGAAGGAGUUAAUGGAGCAGCUGGAGAUUCGGGAACAGGAGUGCUGCAGGCUGAGGAGGGAACUAAAGGAUCUGAAACACACAGUGACACUCAGAAGAAUUCUUUCUUAUGCAGGUCUAACCAUGUCUGCAUCUCAGAAUACUGUGAAUUCACUACAACACUCGAGCCCGGCUCUGACCGGACUACUGGAGUGUAGGAAGAGAGAUGAGAGCAAACUGAUAAAAAACCUCAUUACAGAUGUACGAGUGGAUGUUGCUCUGUCUCUGGCACCUGGACUAGCAGCAAAGCUCCUGUUUCUGUGUGUGCGCCAGGCGGACUGCAGCAGGGACGAGACCCGAGCCCGAGGCCUCUGUACUGCCACAGUGACUGCCAUCAAAGCAGCCCUAAAAAAGCACAGUGGUGAUUUGGAUAUGACGGCUCUGUGGCUGAAGAACGCUUACCUGCUCAAAGACCUGCUCACCCAGCAUUCACCCACACAGGAAGCAUGGAGAGGAGAGGAUGUGCUCCCAUUGCAGGUGGAGCUGAAGGAGCAGGUACGGAUGCUGGGUGAUGUGUGUAUUCAGGCGUACCAGCAGCUCCUCUCCAUCUCUGAGAGCCGCCUGCAGCCCAUCAUCGUCCCAGCCAUGUUGGAGAGUGAGACCAUCCCAGGUCUGUCUGGAGCUGUGGUGAAGCUGGUCACCUCUCGUAAGCGUGCGGGUUCAGACCCACGGUCUGCAGGCUCUCCGGAUGGAACCAGCAUGCCGACUGUCCUGAAGGAGCUGGGAGCUCUGUACACUGCACUGGUGCGACAGGAGCUUCCCUCCACUCUGCUCGAACAGGCUUUCCGCCAGCUCACACACCUACUCGCGGCCUGCUCACUCAACAGCCUGAUGCUGCGCAAAGACAUGUGCUGCUGGAACCGUGGGCUGCUGAUUCGCUAUAAUGUGAGUUUGCUGGAGGAGUGGCUGAGGAGUCGUGGGCUGCACACAGGGGGCGCUGCAGCCACCCUGGAGCCCCUCAUCCAGGCAGCACAGCUCCUCCAAAUGACCAAGAAAACAGAGGCUGACGCACAGGCCAUAGUUAACACCUGCAAUACUCUUUCCAGCCAGCAGGUUGUGAAGCUUUUAUCACAGUACAGCCCACAGAGUGAUGCUGAAGAGAGAGUCACGCUCAGAUUCAUUCGCACUGUUCAGGGCCUGUUGAAGGGGCGUGCAGAUGGAAACACCACAGCACUGCUGCUGGACAUCAGGAGGGUUUUCCCCGUCACCUUCCCACACACACUGCCUUCACCAAUCAGCGCAGAGCAGCUGCACAUCCCUGAAGCACUCAAGAUCAACUUCCUGCGCAGAGUCUGAGGGAAAGAUAUCUCAGA
This is a messenger RNA of Hemibagrus wyckioides, 5095 nucleotides long. Its product is annotated as unconventional myosin-Vb. Gene Ontology annotation, biological process: vesicle transport along actin filament; actin filament organization. The record is from RefSeq and is a predicted model, not a curated record. Gene Ontology annotation, molecular function: microfilament motor activity; ATP binding; actin filament binding. Lineage: Eukaryota; Metazoa; Chordata; Actinopteri; Siluriformes; Bagridae. Gene Ontology annotation, cellular component: myosin complex; vesicle; cytoplasm. The coding region runs from base 111 to 5078 and encodes 1655 amino acids. The transcript is spliced from 34 exons.